Molecule: messenger RNA, 3072 nt
Organism: Clavispora lusitaniae ATCC 42720
Lineage: Eukaryota; Fungi; Ascomycota; Pichiomycetes; Serinales; Metschnikowiaceae
Biological process (GO): proteolysis
Molecular function (GO): metalloexopeptidase activity
Source: RefSeq, a predicted model, not a curated record
AUGCGUGCGGCUGGCUGUGGAGGUACGGGUGUCGCGGCCCUCACUACUAAAUUAUCCCGUUCCAUCUCACAACACCAACCAAAGUCCAUGCCUCAAGCCAGCGUGAAUUCGGAGCAGAACCCGAGCGUUCCCAAUUCGCCCAGCGCUCACAAGCCUGCCAGAAGCCAGCUGGCGCAAUCGGCGCCACUGCGCGCCAAGUGGUUUGUGCGCUUUUUCCGGUCGGUUUUUGGCUACAGAAAGACAUCCUUGACGUUUUUGGUGGCGCUAGUUUUCGCGGCCACGCUUCUCUUGUCGUGGGCCGACUCGCUGUUGGAUUUCUCGGUGGACAUGCCCACUUCCAAGCACGAACAGGCUGUUUUGCUGCGUCUGUGGGAGUCGCUCCAGAAGAUUGCUAGAACAAAGCACACAUACACGUCGGAGGGCAACGACGAGGUGCACGCGUACCUCGAGGCGCACAUUGCGCUGCUUGUGGCCAAGAAACCGUACAUGGAGCUCGACACCGACAAAAACGGCACGCGCCGCGUGAUGUUCGACGUCAAGUACUUGUCGUAUGACUCUGUCUCCUACUACGAGAGCAACAACUUGGUUGUUCGUGUCAACGGCUCCGACCUGUCCUUGCCAGCGCUCUUGGUGAGCGCACACUACGACUCUGUCCCCACAUCUUACGGUGUGACAGACGAUGGCAUGGGUGUGGCUUCUAUGCUUGGCUUGCUUGAACACUAUUCUUCCGUGGCGCAACCAAAGCGUACCAUCAUCUUUAACUUCAACAACAACGAGGAGUUUGGCUUGUACGGCGCCCAGGCGUUUUUGGCCCAUCCGUGGUUCUCCCAAAUUGCCUACUUUUUGAAUUUGGAAGGCACGGGCGCCGGCGGAAAAGCCAUCUUGUUCCGAGGCACAGACUACGGCAUUGUGCGCCAUUUUUCCUCGGUGCGCUUCCCCUUUGCGUCCUCCUUGUUCCAGCAAGGAUUCAAUAAUAGGCUUAUUCACAGCGAAACAGACUACUCGGUUUACAUCAAGGCUGGGCUUCGUGGUCUCGAUUUGGCCUUCUAUAAACCCAGAGACAUUUACCACACCACACGUGACAGCAUCCAGAACACCAACAUCAAGUCCUUAUGGCACAUGUUGUCUUCUUCUUUGGACUUUGUUGAGCACGUUUCAUCUCAGACCAUUGACUUGGACGAAGAGGUGCACGCAGAGGCAGGCAAAAGAGACCUUGCGCUAUACACGUCAUUCUGGAACCACUUUGUCGUGUUUUCUGUUUCACAGGUUGUCUCGGCAAAUAUUGCUUUGUUGGUCGUUGUGCCUGUGGCUUCUUUGCUUCUUUUGUUCAUCAUUUUCCGCUGCAAUAAGGGCUGGGGUUUCAACUUUGUCAAUGCGAUCAAGUACCCCCUCUCUUUGGUGGCUUCUGUUCUUGUUUUAACUUUUGUCUCUCAAGUGAUUAUUGUCCCAUCCAACCCAUUCUUGGUCAAUAGUUCCAUUGGGCUUCUUGUGGCAACGUUGUUCUCGUUAUUUUUGCUUUUGAAUUACAUUGUCUUGAACGGACUCAAUCUUGUGUUCAAGUCAUUCAAGGGCCAUCAACACGACGAAAAGUUGAUUGUCAUGUGCGAGUCCUCUUUUCUUACAUGGAUCCUCUUGUUGUGGUCUACGGUUAAGCUCUCACACAACAAAUUUGGCGACGAUCACACAGGUGAGCUUUUCAUUCCCAUUUUGUUUCUGCUCCAAGCUGUGGCAUGUUUCCUCGGCUUUUUAGGAUGGUGUUUCAAACCUUCAAAGAAAGUGAAAGUUUCCCGUGAAGAACAUCAGCCUUUGUUGAGCUCUAAUGGGCUGAAUUACGGCACCCAAGACGACGAUGAUUCUCUUGCGCCCUCUUCGUCCCUUUCCUUGCAGUCUGGUUUUAGCGAGAAUUGUGAGGUUCAUGAGACAAAAUCUUUCAGUUACGAUUGGUUAGUACAAUUUCUCGUUAUUGUUCCUAUUUCGUCAUUGAUCAUUUUCAAUUCUGGAUCGCUCAUAUUAAACGGUCUCAACAAAUCUAUACAAGAGUCUUUAUCUGCACAAAACCUUAUUUACAAAUUCAUCCAGAUCUUUGUUAUUGUGUGGUCCAUUCCAUUUUUGCCAUUCAUUUUUAAGUUGAACAGAAUUAUCGUUUUGGCAUUAUCUCUUGUUUUGUUGUACGGAUUCUUCGCUGUCAAUAUUACUGAUGCUUUUAAUGAUGCAAACCCAUUAAAGUUGCGUUUCUUGGAGACCAUCUCAAUGGACACGUCGCCUCCAACCAAUCUUGUCACCGUUAGUGCUAGGCUGAUGGAUGUGGUCAAGGAUAUUUUGGAAGAUAUGCCAUCGCUCAAAGACUCCAAGACAGAAUUGAGUAUCGAUUCACUCGGCGACGGUAUGCUGCUCUAUUCAUACGAGACUCCAUUGAUUCCACAUCUUGUCCCUGGUGUGAAGAACUUGACAGAUUACUUGUCUAUUGACGUUUUGAAGGAUUCUUCCUCAGUGUCGGACUCUCCAUUCGGUUUGUUGACGGGCGAGCUUAAGAUCAACGUGCCAAGAAAUAGAAAUUGCAAAAUCGAUUUCAACAUGUCUAACACUGUGAUCAAGGUUUCAGACACUAAGUUCAUGGAAUCCAAGCGGUCUCCAGUUAGAACUGUUAUUGUCUACAAUGAAGACAAGUACGAAAAUAAGAGUUCAUCCGUCAUUGGUGCAGGCGUUCCUGAAGGAUUUUCCAGGGAUUCCAAGGGAAAUUCCGUCUUCAAGGAUAUGGACGGUAUCAGUCAAUUGCAAUUGAACAAACUCAACUGGGACAAGCCUUAUCAUAUUGGGUUCCAGUGGGUGCCUGAGAUUGUGGAGAGCGAAAGCGUAUGGUCUGAAAAAAUCAGAACCAAAAAGUUGGGAGUCAACAUCGAGUGCUAUUGGGGAGACUUGGACCAGUUGGCAGAGAAGGACAAGGCCGGAAAUCCCGUUGUUCAAGACCGCGUGCCUGCUUUUGAAGAGCUUUUGCAUUAUUCCCCAAGUUAUGUGAGUUGGGCGAACAGGGAUAGAGGCAUGGUUUCUGUAACAAAGUAUAUUGAGGUUUGA